UUUGCUUUCAUUUGCUUUCAUCAAUCAAAGAAGCGUGCUUCAGUUUGUUCCUCAGGACGUUUAUCUACGUAGAUUCACAGAGCUGCCUUCCGUCUUUCUAUCUCUUCCCAGCAGGUUUCACCCGCUGAAUUGGCUCAUCCGUCUCUGAGCGGAACGCUUGUAAUGGCGGACAGACAGCCCCCAGCCUCGCAGUCUGAAAAGAAGGAAAAGAGCUUUGGAGAGUUUGAGACGGCGGCAAAUGAGCUUCUUGAGAGGAGCCGCCAAUUGCUGGAAGCAGCAGCUGCAUACAGCAGCAAGUUAAAAGCAGAGGGCGAUGCAAUUGGGAGCCAGGCAACAGCCCUGGGAAAGGACAUCAAGGCGCUGCAGAUUGAGGUUUCUAAAGCAGCGGACAGGGAUGAGAUCAGCGUCGAUGAAGCAGAGAAGUUGGAGGAUGAGAUCAAACGGGCGAGAAGCGCUGUCUAUGAUGGGGACGUCACUGCCCUGAUGCCUCACAAGGCCAACGGCACAUUUAUGGGCAUGCUGCUCGGCAACGUGAACGUCGUCGCCGCACGGCGCGAGGUGCGCUUUAAGGUGAAGGAGGAGUACAACACGUACCGUGACCGCACCGCGCUCGUCUUCCUCACCUUCCCCUCCGUGCUGCUCUUCCUAAAGCACUAUUAUGCGGGCCAGUGCCUGCCGGGACUGCUCGUGACAGCCUACUCCGCGUGGCUGCUCUUCUUCUACACGAGCCUCGCGCUGCGCGAAAACAUUCUCAAGAUCAAUGGGAGUGACAUCCGGCCCUGGUGGAUCCAGCACCACUACUUUGCCAUGCUGAUGGCUUCCCGCCUGUGGAUCCAGCACCACUACUUCGCCAUGCUGAUGGCGCUGGUCAGCCUGACGUGGGGCGUGGAGGGCUCCGACUGCCUCCAGAAGCAGGAGAGCGUCAGCCUGUUCCUCCUGUGGGCCGUCAUGCAGGGCGUCGUGAUGCUGCUCCAGAAUCGCUACCAGAGGCGACGCAUGUACACCCGCAUUGCUUUGGGAAAGGCUGGGAGGAUGGACGUGGUUUGGGGCGAAAGCGCCGGAGUCAAAGGGCAGCUGUGGGUUCUGUACCCGCUUCUCUUUGCCCUCCAGGGCUUUCAGUUCUACAUUGGCUCAAGAUUGAUAAUGUCGUCAAUCUUCGUUUCCUACGAAUGGCAGAUUGUGGCUUGUGGGGUUCUUCUAAUCAUAAUGGCAGUCGGGAACUUCCUGAAUACUGUCGCAACGCUAGCUACGAAGGCCAAGAUCAAGAACAAGAUGAACAGGAAGCGGAAGGAGGUGAGCGAAACCAUCGCUCGUACUUUCAGUGGUCCUCCAAAGAAGACCCUUUAG
This is a messenger RNA of Klebsormidium nitens, 1347 nucleotides long. The record is from the annotation of a GenBank genome assembly. NCBI's taxonomy places the organism in Eukaryota, Viridiplantae, Streptophyta, Klebsormidiophyceae, Klebsormidiales, Klebsormidiaceae.